AUGGCGUGGUUAAGCUUGCAGCCUCUCACCUCGGCCUUCCUCCAUUUUGGGCUGGUUACUUUUGUGCUGUUUUUGCAUGGUUUGCAGGUGGAUGCUGGCCUGACGGGAGACUCAACCAGUUCAGUACAAAACAGCUCGUGUUCAGGAUCUUUUGACUGCAAGGAAGGUGUUAUCCUGCCAAUAUGGUACCCAGAAAACCCAUCCCUUGGGGACAAAAUUGCCCGUGUUAUUGUAUACUUUGUAGCACUGAUCUACAUGUUCCUUGGAGUCUCCAUCAUUGCAGAUCGAUUCAUGGCAUCUAUAGAGGUCAUUACAUCACAAGAAAAAGAAAUCACGAUUAAGAAACCCAAUGGAGAGACCACAACAACAACCAUUCGGAUUUGGAAUGAAACUGUUUCCAACUUGACCCUCAUGGCUCUGGGCUCCUCUGCUCCUGAGAUCCUUCUGUCUCUGAUAGAAGUGUGUGGGCAUGGAUUCAUAGCUGGAGACCUGGGGCCAUCUACAAUUGUUGGCAGUGCUGCCUUCAAUAUGUUUAUCAUCAUUGCCAUCUGUGUCUAUGUGAUCCCUGAUGGGGAAACCAGAAAGAUAAAACACCUGAGAGUUUUCUUUGUCACAGCUGCAUGGAGCAUCUUUGCUUACAUCUGGUUGUACAUGAUCCUUGCUGUCUUCUCUCCAGGUGUGGUUCAGGUCUGGGAAGGUCUGCUCACACUUUUCUUCUUUCCACUUUGUGUUCUUCUGGCUUGGAUAGCAGAUAGACGCCUGCUUUUCUAUAAGUAUAUGCACAAAAAGUACCGUACUGACAAGCACAGGGGCAUCAUCAUAGAAUCAGAAGGUGAUCACCCUAAGGGAAUUGAGAUGGAUGGCAAGAUGAUGAACUCCCAUUUUCUGGAUGGAAACUUAGUGACUGUGGAGGGGAAAGAGGUAGAUGAAUCUCGCAAAGAGAUGAUCCGGAUCCUUAAGGAUCUGAAGCAAAAACACCCAGAAAAGGAUUUGGACCAGCUGGUAGAAAUGGCUAACUACUACGCCUUGUCACAUCAGCAGAAGAGCAGAGCCUUUUAUCGCAUUCAGGCUACCAGAAUGAUGACAGGGGCUGGCAAUAUUCUGAAGAAGCAUGCAGCUGAGCAAGCCAAGAAGAGCACCAGCUUGCAUGAGGUGCGGCCGGAUGAACCUGAGGAAUUUAUCUCCAAAAUUUAUUUUGACCCAUGUUCCUAUCAGUGUCUUGAGAACUGUGGUGCCGUUCUCCUGACUGUGGUUCGGAAAGGAGGGGAUGUGUCCAAGACCAUCUAUGUAGACUACAAAACCGAGGAUGGCUCUGCCAAUGCUGGUGCUGACUAUGAGUUCACAGAGGGGACUGUUGUCUUGAAAUCAGGGGAGACCCAGAAGGACUUUGCAGUGGGAAUUAUUGAUGAUGACAUCUUUGAGGAGGAUGAACAUUUCUUUGUGCGGCUCAGUAACCUCCGUGUGGUGGACAGUGAAGAACCUCCAGAGCUCGGUAACUCCCCAUACCCAAAGGCCAUACUGGCUUCUCCUUGUGUGGCCACAGUGACUAUCUUGGAUGAUGACCAUGCUGGCAUCUUCACAUUUGAGUGUGAUGUUAUACAUGUCAGCGAGAGCAUUGGUGUGAUGGAAGUCAAAGUUCUAAGGACAUCAGGUGCUCGGGGUACAGUCAUAGUGCCAUUUAGGACAGUAGAAGGGACAGCAAAAGGAGGUGGAGAAGACUUUGAAGACACUUACGGGGAGUUGGAGUUCAAGAAUGAUGAAACUGUCAAAACAAUUCACAUCAAAGUAAUUGAUGAUGAGGAGUAUGAAAAAAACAAGAGUUUCUUCCUUGAGCUGAUGAGCCCCCGCAUGGUGGAUAUGAGUUUACAGAAAGCUCUGCUGCUCACCCAAGAAGGGGCUGAAAGGAAGCUGACAGUUGAAGAAGAGGAAGCCAAGAGGAUUGCAGAGAUGGGCAAACCAAUACUUGGCGAACACCCCAAACUAGAAGUCAUCAUUGAGGAGUCAUAUGAGUUCAAGAGCACUGUGGACAAGCUCAUUAAGAAGACAAACCUAGCUUUGGUUGUAGGGACACAUUCCUGGAGGGACCAGUUUUUGGAGGCCAUCACCGUCAGUGCAGCAGGUGACGAAGAUGAGGAUGAGUCUGGUGAAGAGCGCCUGCCAUCCUGCUUCGACUACGUGAUGCACUUCCUGACUGUCUUCUGGAAGGUGCUGUUUGCCUGCGUGCCCCCCACCGAGUACUGCAAUGGCUGGGCCUGCUUCGUUGUCUCCAUCCUCAUCAUUGGCAUGCUCACAGCUGUCAUCGGUGACCUCGCCUCCCACUUCGGCUGCACCAUCGGCCUCAAGGACUCGGUGACCGCCGUUGUGUUUGUAGCCUUCGGCACCUCCGUACCAGAUACAUUUGCCAGCAAAGCUGCAGCCAUCCAGGACGUGUACGCCGAUGCCUCAAUCAGCAAUGUCACAGGCAGCAACGCCGUCAACGUCUUCCUGGGCAUUGGGCUGGCAUGGUCGGUGGCAGCGAUCUACUGGGCGUCACAGGGGCAGGAGUUCCAGGUGUCAGCCGGUACCCUGGCCUUCUCUGUCACCCUCUUCACCAUCUUCGCCUUCAUCUGCAUCAGCGUUCUCCUCUACCGCCGGCGGCCCCACCUCGGGGGAGAGCUGGGCGGUCCCCGGGGUUGCAAACUGGCCACGACGUUGCUCUUUGUCAGCCUGUGGCUGCUGUACAUCCUUUUUGCCACCCUGGAAGCCUAUUGCUACAUCAAGGGGUUUUAGGCGGCAGAGAGAUGGUGCCGCCGAGGGAGGGACCCCCUCCUCCAUUACCUCACCGGACACCGGCCCUGGAUGAGUGGUUUCACCAGGAUGGACAGCUGUCAGCUCGCCGCCCUGACAGGUGCCAGGAUGGGCAGAUCCAUCACGGGACGAUAAAGAAAUCCACGAAAACCACCCCAAAAAAUGAUGCAAAAGAAAAGAAAGCAACAAUGGCAAGCAUUUAAAGGGACAAAAUGAAGUAAACCCAGCCACUGACUCCAAUCGAUGUGACUAAGAAGUCUCAGCCAUCUCCCAAGGCCACCUCUCCCACAGGUUCGUUUCCUCUUCUCCAGAGCACCCCUCCGCUGUAAGGAGAUGCUUUCUUGUUUUUACUCUUUAGGAAUUGCAGAAGUCUGAUAGGAAAUUUUUUGGUUUUUUUGUUUUUUUGGUUUUU
This is a messenger RNA of Centrocercus urophasianus (Greater sage-grouse), 3199 nucleotides long. It is a transcript of the gene SLC8A3, whose product is annotated as solute carrier family 8 member A3. The record is from RefSeq and is a predicted model, not a curated record. NCBI's taxonomy places the organism in Eukaryota, Metazoa, Chordata, Aves, Galliformes, Phasianidae. The coding region runs from base 1 to 2769 and encodes 922 amino acids. Gene Ontology annotation, cellular component: postsynapse; axon; sarcolemma. Gene Ontology annotation, molecular function: calcium:sodium antiporter activity. The transcript has 7 exons. Gene Ontology annotation, biological process: calcium ion import across plasma membrane; sodium ion transmembrane transport; cell communication.